Messenger RNA from Pelagomonas calceolata, 1221 nucleotides. NCBI's taxonomy places the organism in Eukaryota, Pelagophyceae, Pelagomonadales, Pelagomonadaceae. The record is from the annotation of a GenBank genome assembly.
CGAGGGCCGACCUGGCUGGUCGCUCGGAGGUCGCGCCGUCAAAGGAUCGAUCGCGCGUCGCUGGCCCCGCCACGGUCCCUGAUUACUGCGGCGGAGCCCGCCGUCGACACCCCGGUCACAGCAGCGCCAGCUGCGGAGCCGUCACCGGGGGCGACGACGACAGCUCUCGCUUGAUUGCCGCUGAGCGACGGCAGCGAUGUCGACGAAACCAACCGCGAGAUCGCGAGCCCACGCGCAGCGCAUGGCCGCCUUGGCAAAGACGGGCAGCGCCGGCAGCUAUCAGCCGCAAGCCCCGAUCCCUCUCUACCCGACGCCGGUUUUCCCGCCGCCGGCGCUCUCCGCGCCGCCGCCGUGCGUAUUCUUAGGAAUGGGACCAAAACCGAAGUCGAAGAAGGACAAGGCGCGCCGGGAGCCGAACGUCCUCCACAAGUGUGCGCGCAAGCCCUGGGCCCAUUGGACCGCACGGGAACAAUCCGAGCUGACCCUGGCGUCGAACCACCAGUUCUGGCUCGUGACCGAGGCGUGGAUGGCCGACUUACGAAAGGACCUGCUGCCCGUUCUCCCCAAGAACGUGGAGAGGAUUGGACUCAAACCGUUCCACGUCGCGGUCCUUGCCGGCCACCUGGAGGUCGUGCGGGCGUUCAUCGAGCACAGACCCGCGGCGCGGCGCGACGGGAGCUACCGCGAGUUCCUCGUGGAGACGACGAAAAAUGCGAGCACGCCCUUUACGGCAAUCGAGCUCGCUGCGCUCGCGGGCCGCCCGGACGUCUACCGAUUCCUCGCGGGGCUCCAGAAUGGCUUGGGAGGCCACGUGCGCGGAAAGAAGCGCCCCCUCUGGAGCACGAAGUGCGAGCGUGUGGUUCAGCGUCGGCGAUGGCGUUCCGGCCGACGCGACUCCGUCAGAGACCCGCGCCGUCGACGCGACGUUCUCUACGCACAGGCCACGCGAAUGCGGGCUACGAAUGUGCAAUGGCGCGUCUGGCAGAGGUCGAGCUCGACCCGCGCAUCCCCCUCGACGACGAGGCGGGCCCGCGCUUGAGAGUAGCGCACUACGCCCAGAUCCUCGCCUACUUCGGCAUGAAGCCUCCCGUGCCGGAGCCGCCGCCCGUCGAUAUGAGGAGAAGGAACAUGCUGCGGGUCCUCGCGGAGGCGAUUCACGACGAAGCCACGACUCCGCCGCCGGCGUAGUGUAGAAUAUUUAACGUAACUGUGUGUGUCUAC